UCUGCAUGUGUGUGUGUGAGAGAGUGUGUUUGUGUCUGCUGCUCUCUCCUCUCUUCACUUUAUAUGAUGGUGCAUUCAAUGACCGGCUGCAUGAUGACGAUUUCCCCUUAAACACUCAGGAGGAGGAAAGUUAGUUUAACGUGCAAGGCCUGUUGAAGCUGUUGUAUAUAAACUUUGUGAGAAAAAGCUGAAUCAGGAUGAAGUCCAAAGGGAAGGCAGUGAAACCCUCCAGGAGGACGUGGUCCAACCCUGAGCCAGAUAUAGAAGCAGACACAGAACCAGAACCGGGCUCCAGUGAGCAGGAGGGCUCGGAGGCCUCGGUGCGGAUCGGGGGCUCCUGGAGGGGGUCUCUGAGGGGCGGGGGGCGGCGGCGGCGCAGGACCCGCGGCUCCAACACCAAGGAGCGCAGCAAGAGGCGUCUGGAAAGCAACGAGCGCGAGAGGACACGCAUGCACAAACUCAACAACGCCUUCCAAGCUUUACGAGAGGCCAUCCCUCACGUGAACACCGAGAAGAAGCUGUCCAAGAUCGAGACUCUGACCCUGGCGAAGAACUACAUCAAAGCCCUGACUACCAUCGUGGUGGACAUGUCGGGGGCCGGCCUGCCUGAAGGGGGGGUUUCCUCAGAGGCCAAUGCCGCCAAGCUGCUCCAGUGCUACCAGAAGCACCUGGAGGAUGAAGGGGAGGACGAUCUCACUCAGUAUCUCACCCAAAUGCACAGCUUCAGCCAGCGCAGCUAACAGAGGCUGCAGACCAGAGGUGUGUGUGGUGACCUUUAGGGCCAAAUAUCCCUGGGACCAGAAGUGGGUCUCUGCAGGAAGUGGGUGCUGUUCUCUGACAAUUAAACCCAACGCUUGACCAUCACAAAAGUGCCCUUCAUGCAAAAAAUAAGGAAUGAUUUAAGGACCAUUCUAAAAAAGACUGCAGAUCGUGGGUUAUGAAGAGUAAGACGAGUCAUGUGUUAUUGAACUCAGGAACGAAUGUUUUCGCAAUUCUGUGUCUUUACUUCUCGUCUUCUAUAGGCAGGAACUUGUUCUCCUUUGUGUUAUCUUGUGAUCUUCUUGUGUGUUUUUCUGUUGAGGAACCUGCCGAGCGUAGCCUCUAGUCACAACUGUCAGGAAGAAAGACAAGCGGCCGGCCUGAAUAUUGAAACGAAGCGAGAAACUGUGUUUGCUCAUGACGACAAUCUAACAGUCUUCUCACAGCGUGUGCACACAGAUACUAUUUAAAGUGUGUGUUAUUUGACUAAUUGUUUGUCUCCAUGUGUCUCCAAGGCAAGACAUUGUAGUGAAUAACAUCAGGAAAAACUAUUUGGGGAGUUGCUAUCAAUAAACACAUUUAUUUAUUGACA
This is a messenger RNA of Trematomus bernacchii (emerald rockcod), 1351 nucleotides long. RefSeq names its product basic helix-loop-helix family, member a15 (gene bhlha15). Lineage: Eukaryota; Metazoa; Chordata; Actinopteri; Perciformes; Nototheniidae. The record is from RefSeq and is a predicted model, not a curated record. The coding region runs from base 198 to 740 and encodes 180 amino acids. Gene Ontology annotation, molecular function: protein dimerization activity. The transcript has 2 exons.